Molecule: messenger RNA, 2676 nt
Organism: Paramacrobiotus metropolitanus
Lineage: Eukaryota; Metazoa; Tardigrada; Eutardigrada; Parachela; Macrobiotidae
Exons: 8
Coding region: 116-2392 (758 amino acids)
Molecular function (GO): carbohydrate binding
Source: RefSeq, a predicted model, not a curated record
AAGUAUGCGUAUAAAAUAAGCAGCAUAUAAAAUAAAACAAGACGCGCUGUCCAACAAUUACAAACGAACUCUACAAUUUUGAAUAAUUUUAAAUAAACUUGCUGGCUGAUUUGUCAUGGAGCGAUACUGGAUCGCCAUCUAUUUUUUAAGCGCGAUUGUAGCCAGCGCUUCUGCGUGCGGUGGGACGAUCAAUUUCCAGUAUUCGACAUCGUAUACGCUCUCGACCCCUGGAUUUCCCUCAUCGUCGUACCCCAACAGUGCCUGUGUUUGGAAUGUGGAAACUCCAGCGUACCACAGCGUGCAGGUGGUUGUCGGAUCUGUCAACCUUCUCGGCAACAGCGCGCCCAGUGGCUGCACCAUGUCCGACAAAGUGGAGUUUGUACUGCCCACUGGAAGUAUUGUGGGGACCGUUUGCACCAGUCACCAGCCGGUCAACACCAUCGACAAGUCUAAGUUUAGUGUGCGAUUCCAGCCACGCGGAUUGGCGGAAGUAAAUGGUGGGGUUUACGGUUUUAGCAUCGAAUUGCGAGCCGUGCCGUACUACAAUCUGGAAUGCAAAACGGACGGCUUCAAGCUAACCAUGCCGUUCAGUAAGCUGCAAAAUCCUGCACUCUACCCGCACGACACUUACCAGCUCAGCGACUCCGGCUGCCGAGCCACGGUACUGGCGGAUCGGGUAGAAUUUACCGGCGGGUACUCAACCUGUGGAUCCGUGUCUGAUGCGGCUGCUGGUGGUAUUUCCAACGUGGUGCUGAUGGUGCCGAAACCCCCUCCAGCUCCACCUCGUCCCGUAGUUCGCCUACCGUUCCUGUGCAAGUUUCCGCGGGAAGACCUCAUUGUCUCAACUGACUAUGAUCCCUUAGCGAUACUCCCGUUUUGGGCUGGAAGAAGCCUGUUUCCCAGAUAUUCUACCAAAAGUAAUAGAAUCACGAACACCAGGGCCAAUUUAGCUCAGCUGGAAUCGGAAAUUGACUUCAACAUAAGACUAAACGUGUUCAACAACGACGAAUUUCAUCCUCUUGGAGAACCUAGCAUGUGGCGUCCGAGUGACGUGUUUUUUGAAGUGGAAGCGCUGGCUGCAGCCCCUGAGUUUAAAGUGGCGGCCGAAGAAUGCUGGUACACGGCAACCGCCGCAGCGGAUGAUCUAGAGAACCGCUACACCUUUCUUCACGGCGGGUGCCCUACCGACACGGACCCCAUCGAACGUUAUCCCUCAUCCAACCACCACGAUCGCUUUGCCCAUACCUUAGGUCUGUCGUUGCCAGGCUCAGCGACCGGUCACCAUUUCGUACACUGCCGUGUAAAAAUCUGCAACGCCAACGACCCGUCGACCUGCACCAAAGACUGCGUCACUCCGCCGCCUCCCACGACCGCUGCCAGCCCCAUCCCGCCCGGUACCUUGUCCGGAGUAAUCAAAGAUGCCGUGACGAUGGACGAAAUUAGCGGUGUACGGAUCUUUGUCCAACAAAGCUGGACAGAGAUCGGAACAACGCUCUCCGCCACCAAUGGACAGUACUCUCUCUCGCUCCCUCCAGCGGCCGAUUACGCGGUGACCUUCCAGACACCAGGUUACCACUCGGCCACUAUGUCUGGCGUCCAAGUGUUCUCCGGGGAGAAUACUAUCCUUGAGGCGUUACUUUUUAUCGACGUAUCGUACGUUGGAGUGGGAACGGCAUCUGGAACCACAAAGAAUGCCUACAGUGGGGCUGUGGAAAGUGGUGUCACCCUUGAAUUCCGAAGCGGUAUUAACGUUCUAUCAGGAGUUAUUCAAGCAUCAGCCGUAAGCGACAGCAACGGAUACUGGGAAGUAACCAGCCUCAGCACAGGUCACUAUACGGCCGUGAUGUCGAAACCCGGUUUCACCAACAACCACCUGACGGUUAUCGUCCUCGGUGGGCAACGCAAGGACAACCAAAACGGAGUGAUCUCACCUAUCGUGGCCGCGGGAAAAAUUCGAGUCGUUCUGAGCUGGGGUACCAACGAUCCUCGCGAUCUUGACUCGCAUAUGACCGGGCCAGUUAGUGGGUCUUCCAGUCGUUUUCAUGUGUCCUACCAGGGUAAAGGCAGCGACACGUCUUCGCCGUUCGUUUCUCUGGACACAGACAUCACCACGGGAUAUGGGCCCGAGACCAUUACCAUCAAUCAGCAGACCACGGGAACUUAUCGGUAUUCCAUUCAGGAUUAUACGUACAGGGGCAGCGCUUCGAGUGUGAAAAUGGGCAAUUCUGGAGCAGUGGUAAGAGUCUUGUUUGGUGACUCGAGUACCCCGGCGCGGACAUUCAAUGUGCCUAAUUCGCCGGGUACCCUGUGGACCGUUUUUGAACUGAACGGUGACAGUAUUACGCCUAUCAACAGGAUGACGUAUCAUGAAGACCCGGCCAGCAUUACUUAGAGCAGUCCUGGCUCUUCUUUGCUCUUCUUGGUUCUUAAAUCUUAAUCAAUCUUGAAGUGGUUUUAGAUGCCUUUCUUAAACCGCUUUCUUUAGAAUAAAAUUUCAAAUAACAGCAUGCUUUAUGCUAGCGAGCUCAGGGCGUGAUUAGUAGCAUUCAUUAACUGGCUUCGACUACAUUUUAUACGUACUACCACUACACAUAAAUAUCCAUAUCGAUAUCUGCUUUUCUCCUAUCAUUUUCUGCCCAAGAAUGGUAUGAUUAUGAAAAUAAAAAAUAUGAAACA